This is a messenger RNA of Acromyrmex echinatior (Panamanian leafcutter ant), 1742 nucleotides long. RefSeq names its product Bcl-2-like protein 1. The record is from RefSeq and is a predicted model, not a curated record. Lineage: Eukaryota; Metazoa; Arthropoda; Insecta; Hymenoptera; Formicidae. Gene Ontology annotation, cellular component: mitochondrial outer membrane. Gene Ontology annotation, biological process: regulation of apoptotic process; intrinsic apoptotic signaling pathway in response to DNA damage; extrinsic apoptotic signaling pathway in absence of ligand. Gene Ontology annotation, molecular function: BH domain binding.
UAAAGUGUACUGUAUAGGUCAGAGACAUCAGGGGUCAAGCACCGUCAAACGGAGCACGAUACCUUGCACUCGACAAGUCCCGUGAAUGACCGACGCUGAGAGUCGCUGAGCUACGUCAUACAGUACUCGGCAUUACGCUGCGCGGUGGGGUACAGUCUCGAGAUAAGCGGUAGUGGUAGUGAUGUGAAACAUUCGUGGGUCGGGGCUGGUUGGCGGCAUCGCCAGGCAGGCAAGCACUAAGCAGGCAGGCCAAGGGAGCGGUACGGUAGAAGUUAGGUGCGAGACGCGGAGCAAGAGCGGAGGAAACGGCACGGCACGGCGCGGCGCGGCGCGGUUUCGGCUUCUCGGCAUCGGCUUCGGAAAUGGCCGCGGGAAAGUAGAGAGCGGAGGCCGGACCGUUUCGUCGCUGGCUGGCAGGCUGCUGGUUCGGUUGGUCGGUCCGUCGGUUGGUUGGCCGGGUUGAAUCGGUCGAUCGUGGUCCAAGUUUUCGGAGCACUGUGCGCUCGUUUAUCCGACUGCUCGUUCGGGGCCGCGCGAUCGAUUCACGCGCACCAAACGAUCUCGCAGACCAACAUGAGAUGUGAGAGCGGUGCAUCACCGACGAAACUUGAGAAGACAUCGUUGGAAAACGGAAGCGACCUCGACGGAGGCGAGGAAUGGCGCUUGGUGGAUAUGGUUCCUUGCUCCGGUCCGGUACGCGAGAAGAGGAUGGCCGGCAACGACGGGACGACGACGAACAAUGAGAUCCUCGGCGCGGAGGGUGAGGAGGAGGGGCAGGGUACGUCAGCGCGAGGGGAACUGCAUUCCAGAGUGGGCGGUAUUCUGGAAUGCGAUCCCCCCGGUAACAGGAAUUCGUCGAACGAGCGACCCGCCGCCACCGCCGCUGCUAACAACGAGGACGGUGUCUGCCGAUAUGCGGUCGGCGCUGCUAAUCGUGCUAUGUCUUUCUUCGAGAUGUGCCAGAUUCGACUACAAUAUUUGUUCCCGCAACUGAGUCCACCCCCACGUUACAAUAUCCACGAUGAUUCCAUAGAAUCGACUGCGGAAAUCUUGGCCAAUGAUGUGAUGCGAUACUUGUUGAAGGAGGACAUCUAUCUUAUAUCCCAGGAUCCAGUCUCUCGCAGCAUGAGACACAAUGUAUAUCAAAUGCUCAACAAACACAGCAUUCUCUUUACGAGUAUGGUAAAUCGUUUAAACGUUGUCCCGGAUACUGCUUAUGAAACAUUCAUGGGGGUCGCCAACGAGCUGUUCUUACACGACGUUAUCACAUGGGCCAGAAUUGUCUGUUUAUAUGCUUUUAUGGGCAGAUUGGCUUUAUGGGCUAGGGACAGAAGAAUGCACAGUCUUAAAAAGAAAUUGCCUUUAUACGUCUCUAGAUAUGUUGGUGAAAAUAUAACACACUUUAUCAAAGGCUAUGGUGGAUGGGAACAAUUAUGUGUUGAAUAUCCUGUAGCCGAAGAAGUUAGUGGAGCAGUUUGGCGGAGUCUACUAAUGACAGGAGCUACUCUUGGUUUGAUCGCUACGAUCUUGUCAGUGACUUCCUGAUGGAACCUUAUUGGAUCGUGUGAUCUGAGUACGUUUUGUUGUCAAGAAGCUUUCGCGUACUUACGUUCUAUGAGAACACUUUCAAAUGAAAUGUAAAGAAAUUUUUAUAACAAAGGCGCAAUGUUACAUUUCACAUCGGAACGAUUCGAUUCAAACGGAGCGUUUGCUACGUCUAUACGAGAAAUAUGCAAAAUUAA